AUGGAGGAUGACGACACCAAGAAUCCUGCCGAGUUGGCUGGGUUUCUCCACGAUAUCCUUGAGGACUGUGAUCUCCUCUUCGCCCCGUCGCCCCUCGGCCGAGCCGCCUCCCCUGUCGAAGAUGCUGUCGCCAGCGAUGCCACAGUCGACACUAUCAAGCUCUUGAUACUGCCGCGGAGCAAGGCGAAGACUCAGAAGUGGAUUCUUCCGAUGAAGACUCUCUUGUGGCGAAGCAGUUCUGGGUUAUUGUCCGACCCGUUGGCGACGAGCGACAGGAAAUCCUCGGCCUACGCACUCACAAGCACAGCGACUUGGCCGAGUACCUACACAUCAACACCUACUAAUGGUAUUGGAGGCAAAUGGAGUUCGUUUUGA
Molecule: messenger RNA, 375 nt
Organism: Colletotrichum orchidophilum
Lineage: Eukaryota; Fungi; Ascomycota; Sordariomycetes; Glomerellales; Glomerellaceae
Exons: 2
Coding region: 1-375 (124 amino acids)
Source: RefSeq, a predicted model, not a curated record